Tripterygium wilfordii is the source of this 1218-nucleotide messenger RNA. Its product is annotated as receptor-like protein 44. Bases 63 to 881 code for a protein of 272 amino acids. The transcript has a single exon. The record is from RefSeq and is a predicted model, not a curated record. Gene Ontology annotation, molecular function: protein binding. NCBI's taxonomy places the organism in Eukaryota, Viridiplantae, Streptophyta, Magnoliopsida, Celastrales, Celastraceae.
UUAAUUGAAUAUAUAUAUAUAUAUAUAGAGAGAGAGAGAGAGAGACAGAGAUCGAGAGAGAUAUGGGUCGAUGGAGGCCUCUGCUUUUCCUCUCCCUGCUGACAUGCGCCUCUCUCCGACUCUCCUGGUCAGAUCCCAACGACGAGCUUUGUCUUACCAAGCUAAGCCAGUCCUUCCAGGACCCAACCAGGGCUCUCCAAAACUGGACCAAGUCCAUUUUCUCCAACCCUUGCAGCGGCUUCACUUCCUACCUUCCUGGCGCAACCUGCAACAAUGGCCGCAUCUACAAGCUUUCCCUCACUAACCUCUCUCUUCAGGGCUCAAUCUCUCCUUACCUCUCCAACUGUACCAAUCUCCAAACCCUCGACUUAUCCUCCAACGCUCUUUCCGGACCCAUCCCAUCCGAUUUGCAGUAUCUCGUUAAUCUCGCCGUCCUCAACCUCUCAACCAAUCACCUCACCGGAGAGAUCCCUCCACAGCUCACUUUAUGCGCUUACCUGAACGUAAUCGAUCUCCACGAGAAUCUGUUGACCGGGCAGAUUCCGCAGCAGCUGGGUUUGCUUGUUCGGCUCUCUGCUUUCGAUGUGUCUAAUAAUCUGCUGUUGGGGCCUAUUCCGGUGAGCUUGGGGAACAGGAGCGGUAGUUUACCGAGAUUCAAUGCGAGUUCCUUUGAGGGGAAUAAGGAUCUCUACGGAUACCCUUUGCCGCCGAUGAAGAGUAAAGGCUUGUCGGUUAUGGCAAUUGUUGGGAUCGGAUUGGCAAGUGGGUUUGCGAGCUUGGUGGUCAGCUUCACUGGCGUGUGCAUAUGGUUGAAGAUUAGUGAGCGGAAGAUGGCCAUUGAAGAAGGCAACAAGAUUAGCCAGUUAAUGCCUGAUUAUUGAGCUUUUAAUCGAUUAAAUCACCAUCGUAGUUGGCAAUUAGCUAUCUAUCUUCAAUUAAUUCCAAAUUAAUUAUUGAACCGGGAAAGGAAAGGUUGCAUUCUGAAAUUGAGGUAUGAUUUUAUUUUCUUUUUUAGUAAAAUUGAGAGAGUUGUGUUGGGGAUAAUCGAUUGAUGGAAUUUUGGAGGCUUUUUUUUUUUUUUUUUUAAAUUUGUUUGUUGGGAAUUCUGGAAUCUUUGUUCUCUAGAAUCAAACAUUUGUACAAAGCAAUUCAAACAUGAAUAGUGCAAGUCCUUUUACUGGAGAGGAGACCUCUAUUGUUUUCUCUGUGUGUUGCUUA